Messenger RNA from Juglans regia (Persian walnut), 3860 nucleotides. RefSeq names its product TMV resistance protein N-like. Gene Ontology annotation, molecular function: ADP binding. The transcript is spliced from 5 exons. The coding region runs from base 110 to 3793 and encodes 1227 amino acids. The record is from RefSeq and is a predicted model, not a curated record. Gene Ontology annotation, biological process: defense response; signal transduction. NCBI's taxonomy places the organism in Eukaryota, Viridiplantae, Streptophyta, Magnoliopsida, Fagales, Juglandaceae.
UCUAAGUCCUUAAGGAAGUUGCCAUGAAGAUACCAUUAACUGAUAGGUAUGGUGUGAGAAUGCGGCAUGGCAUGGAGUUGUCCUUUUUAAGGAGAGUCGAUGAUGUCCAAUGCUCAAGCUACAUGCAGUAGAUCAGGCAAUACAUACACACGUGCAUAGACUCAUUUCUUCCAUGGCCUCCUCUUCAUUCUCUUCUUCAAAAACCUCUCCAUGGCCUUACGAUGUGUUCUUGAGCUUUAGAGGAGAAGAUACCCGUGAUACUUUUACUGCCCAUCUCUACCAUCAUUUGACUCAAAAGGGAAUCAUCACCUACUUAGAUGAGGAUGGGCUUAGACGAGGUGAUGAAAUUUCACCUGCACUUCUCCAAGCUAUAGAAGAUUCAAGGAUUUCCAUCAUUGUAGUCUCAAAAAAUUAUGCAUCGUCAACAUGGUGUUUGGAUGAGUUAUUGCAGAUUUUUGAGUGCAAAAAAUCAAAGCAACAAAUAGUUUUACCUGUGUUCUAUCACGUAGAUCCCUCAGAUAUUCGACAUCAAAGAGGAAGUUUUGGAGAAGCAUUGGCUAAACAUGCUGACAAAUUGAAUGUAGAUCACAUGAAGUUGCAGCUAUGGGAGGCAGCCCUUCAAAAAGUUUCUAAUUUGUCCGGAUACCAUCUGGAAAAAAAUGGCCGGAAUGAAUCAAAAUUCAUUGAAAAAAUCGUUCAAGACGUUUCAAGAAUGGCAAACAAUCAUUUAUAUUUACAUGUUGCCGAGCAUCCCGUUGGAUUAGAACCUCAUGUAGAACAUGUCAAUUUGCUUUUAAACGUUGAAACGAAAGACAUACGAAUGAUAGGAAUUUUUGGAGUUGGGGGAAUUGGUAAGACAACUCUAGCCAAAGCAAUUUAUAACUUGAUUGCUUUUCGAUUCGAAGCUAGUUAUUUUCUUCCAAUUGAUAGCGACACUAGCAAUCAAGUGAAUCGUUUGGUCCAACUGCAAGAGGCACUUCUUUUUAAGAUUUUUGGACACUGUAGAAGUUUGGAGGUUGACAAUAUUUAUACAGGAAUCAAUAUGAUAAAGCGUAGGCUUCCUUCUAAAAGAGUUCUUCUAAUUCUUGAUGGUGUACACCACUUGGAUCAAUUAAAAAAAUUAGCAGGAGCUCGUGAUUGGUUUGGUGAAGGAAGUAGAAUCAUCAUCACAACAAGAGAUAAAAACCUGUUGACUACUCAUGGCGUUGAUCCAACAUAUGAGAUGACGGGAAUGAAUCAAGAUGAUGCUUGUCAACUAUUUUGUAGGCAUGCUUUCCAAAGAGAGAAACCGGUUGACGGUUAUGGAGAGUUUGUAAAACAGAUUGUAAAUUAUGCUCAAAGGCUUCCACUAGCUUUAAUAGUGCUUGGUUCGGAUUUAAAUGGUAGAAGUGAAAAAAGUGAGUGGGAAAGUGCAUUGGAUCAGUACAGGAAAAUCCCUCACGAAGAUAUUCAAAAAAUACUUCAAACAAGUUAUGAUAGAUUAAGUGAAAAUGAACAGAAUGUUUUUCUUGACAUUGCAUGUUUUUUUUUCAAUGGACAAGGGCUUGAUGAUGUCAUUAAGAUACUAGAUAGUUUUGAUUUUUACCCAAACUCUUGCAUCCCAAGACUUAAGGAGAAGUGCCUUAUUUCGGAGGAUUUCUACGGAAGAUUGCAAAUGCACGACUUGUUACGAGAUAUGGGUAGAGAAGUUGUUCGAAAAGAAUCUCCCAAAAAUCCUGGAGCACGUAGCAGAUUAUUCUUUCAUAAAGAUGUUCGCGAUGUACUGGAGGAAGAUAUAGGAACAUGUAGAGUUGAAGCAAUUGUUCUAGAUUUUCCUAAAGGUGAUGAUAUUAUCUACUUGGAUCCCAAGGCCUUCAAGAAUUUGAAAAGACUCCGAUUAUUUAUAUGCCGCAAUGCACAGUUUUCUGAAGAACUUAAUUCUCUACCUGAUGGAAUAAUAGUGCUUGAUUGGAGUAACUGUCCUUUACAAUCUAUGCCAUCUAAAUUUCGUGGGGACAAACUCUCUAUUCUACGCAUGCCCGAUAGUCGCAUCCAAGAGAUACACUUUGAAUAUUUUAAGAAUCUCACGGUUAUGGAAUUCUGGUGUUGUAAAUUCAUAACAAAACUCUCGGAUAUUUCAAGCUGCCCAAAUCUGAAGGAAAUAAAUAUUGCUUUUUGUAAAAAUCUAGUUGAAGUUCAUGAUUCUGUUGGAUUCCUUGAUAACCUUGUUGAGUUGAGAAUUCGUGAAUGUGACAAACUAAAGAGCUUUCCAAGGAGACUCCAAUUGAGAUCUCUGGAACUCCUUGAUCUUAGUUAUUGCUCAAGCUUUCAAAACUUUCCUGAAAUCGAAUGUGAAAUGAAACAUUUACAGAGUCUUCAAUUAGACCGCACCGCAAUAGAAGAAUUGCCUUCAUCCAUUGGGUACCUCACUGGGAUUCUAAAUUUAGGCCUGAGUGGCUGCGUAAACCUUAAGCGUAUACCAAGAAGCAUUUAUCAGUUGAGAUUAUACUGUGCUAUUGAGCUCAGCUUUUGUCCAAAUCUUAUAAAUUUUGGGAUGGCGGAGGAGGAGGUGCAUAAUGGACAACCCACGCCCUAUGUAGUGUCUACAAGCGGGGAAAAUGAAGCUUUAUUUGGUGCAAGAUUCACAUUGAAACUUAAAUACUGUAGCCUAUCAAAAUCGAAUAUCUUUGGGUCAUUUCAUUUAUUGCUCAAUGUGCGCCAUUUAGUUCUAUCAGGCAGUGAUAUCGUAAGCAUUCCUUCAAGCAUCAAAGGAUUUGUUAGAUUGUGGGGUCUUACAUUGAAUGAUUGCAAGCAACUUCAAGAAAUUAAAGAGUUUCCACCGAGUCUAAGAGAAUUAUAUGCUAGUGGAUGCAUAUCACUGGAAAGUUUACCAGAAAUAUCAAAAGAAUUGGAUUUCCCACAGCUAGAUCAGAUUGACUUGGCCAGAUGCUAUAAAGUGAAUAGAGGAAAUUGGAUGUCAAAUCCUGAAUGGAAUCGAGUUAAGAUGUUAUUUCCGGGAAAGAAGAUUCCAGAUUGGUUCAGCCAUUGCAAGGAGAUCACUUCAAAUAGUCAUCGUUGUGAAUUUGAUAUUGAAGUGGCCCCACCGUAUAAUUUGGAUGACAUCGAACGAAUUACUUUUUGUGCUGUUUUUGAACCCGUUGCAACUUUUGCAUUGUGCGUUUACAUCUUCAGAAUCAUGAGAGGAGAUACCAACGUCAGUCAUUUUUAUGAUCCACGUUCAACAUUUGAUGAAAUUGAUUCAGAUCAUGUAUGGUUAAAGAACUUAACUACAAGAGAAAUUACGGGCCUACGAGCUGUGAGUGUAGACAAUCUGAGGAUUAUAUUUGAAAACAAAUAUCCAAAUUUGCUGAUUUUAAAAAGUUGCGGAGUUCAUCUGUUAUACAAACAGCAUGAACAGAAUGCCAAAGAUCAUGCAGGUCAUGUGCCCCAUCAUGAAAAUAUUCAUGUUCAUUUGAAUGCACCCAUUGAAGAUAUGGGAAAUUUAGCAAAUCCAAUGGGUGGAAGUCAGCUUUCUAAGAGGCGUCGUGUUGAUUAUGAUGACUACGAAGAUGAUCACAACAUUGAAUCCAACUUGUACACACAACAAAGGAAGCAUGCUUCAACCUUAGAAAUCAAAAUUUUUAUGAAAGCUCAUGUAUUAUUGUAUCGUAGUGAUGAGGAGGAUGGUAGUGAUGAUGAGGAGGAUGGUAGUGAUGAUGAGGAGGAUGGUAGUGAUGAGGAGGAGUAUGGUAGUGAUGAGGAGGAUGGUAGUGAUGAGGAGGAGUAUGGUAGUGAUGAGGAGAUGUAUGAUUGACUUCAAAUUUGUAGUUUCAAGUGUAUGGAGGAGCAGUUAUGUAAAGUAGUUGGUUUUAUUUUGUAUU